This is a messenger RNA of Aphanomyces astaci, 740 nucleotides long. RefSeq lists its product as hypothetical. The coding region runs from base 153 to 695 and encodes 180 amino acids. The transcript has 2 exons. Lineage: Eukaryota; Oomycota; Saprolegniomycetes; Saprolegniales; Verrucalvaceae. The record is from RefSeq and is a predicted model, not a curated record.
CUGCAAUCCCAGUGGGUGAAAUGUGAUGUACACGACUGCGGAAAGCAGAUAGACGACUCCGUCAAUGCCGAGGGCGCGGCGGUGUGCAUGUUCCGCCAUGCUUCAUCCUCAUGAGAGGUGAAGGGGUGACGGACCUAGGUGCAUGAAACGGAAUGACGGUUUCAUUCGCUGUCAUGGCGCGUCGGAGCAGUGCGAUCUUGGAUGAUGCGGCGGCGGCGUACCAUCCCACCGAUGACGAUGCCACCGCGAUCUUGUCUCGUGCUGUAGACCCAUCGGGGCAGUUUGGAUGGACCCAGACCCUGGAAGAGCUGUAUGUGUAUGUGCCAGUGCGGCCUCGCAUCGUGCGCAAAGGCGUCAACGUCCUAGCAACGCAGUCCACCGACCAUUGGACACGAUCCCCCGUGUGCAUGCGCAGUUGGCGGCCCCUGUGCAGUGCGCAUUGUUGGACUGGGAGAUCGCGGCGCAGAAGGAGUCGAGUCCGUUCUACACACGCGCUGUGCUCGCGACGUCCACUGGCCCGUCCAUGGAAGUGUGCAUCACCCUGGUCAAGCAAGCGCCCGCGCGUUGGGGCUCUUUGUUCUCGUAGUACGUGGUUCCAGCACUCGACACAUCACGUCCAUCUUGCACUCGUUCUGCUCGUUAAGGCUAUACUCGUUAACGAGAACAGGUCCAGCCUAGAAUACUAUCCCACGUAACUUGGUUUCAACCUGCAUAUUCGUGGUCGAGAUAGAGCAUUCAUA